AACACUGCUAAUAUUCAAGUUUCAUGUCUUCAACACCUGUGCAUUAUUACCUGUAAAACUUUCAUGUUAACUACCGUUAUGUCGAUUUUAUAUAGAUUUCUUGUGUUAAUCGUGCUUUUAAUUAAUUACUUUAAUGCUGAAAGUAAGUGACUAUAUAAUAUAUUGUUAUUUAUGUGUUUUUACGGCCGAUAUAUUCUAAGUAUUGAGUAUCCUUACGUUGUGACCAAAUCCGACAUUUUGUGGACGGCCACAAUUUACGACGACAGCUAGUUGCCACGGGAGCAGUCCCUGGACAGCCUCCAGCCUCUAACAUGCGAUAUAUGAUUUGGGAUGAAGAGCUCGCAGAUAAAGCAGCAAAAUGGGCCGACAAUGGAAAAUUAUCACACAAUCCAAAUAGAGCUUUAGGUUCUAAUAGGUGGAGUUUAGUCGGUGAAAAUAUUUACAUGGCAAAAUACUACUCUAACAUAAAUACUACAGUGACACCAAAUAUUGAGCAAGCCCUGGACUCGUGGUUUAACGAAUAUAAAAAUUACGGAUUCACUCCAUUCUCUCUGAACACGUUGAAUCCCAUUGGUCAUUACACUCAGAUGGCGUGGGCGAACUCCACUCAUUUAGGUUGUGGUAUCUCGCAAAGGAAAGAAAAUGACUGGACAUUAACAUUAUUUGUUUGUGACUAUGGACCUACUGGAAACUUCAUAGGAAAAGUCCCGUAUGAAAGUACUAACGUACCAGGAUAUCUUCAUUGCCCGAGGGGCGAAUGUGCCAAGCCAUACGGUAGUUAUUGUUAAAAUUUUAUUAAAUUAUUCCACUGAAAUAUGAUCAAAAAAAAACAAUAGUUGUUUCAUAAAACAAUGUACAAAAAUAUUUUAUGUAAAUCUAAUAAUACUUAGAUUAAUACAUAUGUGUUUAAUUAA
Messenger RNA from Galleria mellonella (greater wax moth), 914 nucleotides. Its product is annotated as GLIPR1-like protein 1. Bases 312 to 788 code for a protein of 158 amino acids. Gene Ontology annotation, cellular component: extracellular region. The transcript is spliced from 6 exons. NCBI's taxonomy places the organism in Eukaryota, Metazoa, Arthropoda, Insecta, Lepidoptera, Pyralidae. The record is from RefSeq and is a predicted model, not a curated record.